Messenger RNA from Notothenia coriiceps (black rockcod), 1780 nucleotides. RefSeq names its product isocitrate dehydrogenase (NADP(+)) 2 (gene idh2). The transcript is spliced from 11 exons. Gene Ontology annotation, molecular function: NAD binding; magnesium ion binding; isocitrate dehydrogenase (NADP+) activity. Gene Ontology annotation, cellular component: mitochondrion. The record is from RefSeq and is a predicted model, not a curated record. The coding region runs from base 128 to 1483 and encodes 451 amino acids. Gene Ontology annotation, biological process: NADP+ metabolic process; isocitrate metabolic process. Lineage: Eukaryota; Metazoa; Chordata; Actinopteri; Perciformes; Nototheniidae.
AGGGAAAGAAGGGCGGUGCUGCUCCUGCUGCUCGCUAUAUUGCAUAGAGCCUGGAAGCGUUGUGCCCCUUCUUUUCUCGCAGUUUCUUCGAGUGUCAAUCUCAGAAAGUGACUCGGGCCAAACAGACAUGGCUGGAUAUCUGAAAGUCCUCAGCUCUCUUUCGAAGUCCGCCGCAGCUUUCUCCAGAAACCCUGCGGUGCUAGCUCCGGCUGCGAACUGCCAGACUUUGCAACAAAGAAACUAUGCCGACAAACGCAUCAAGGUGUCCCAGCCGGUGGUGGAGAUGGACGGAGAUGAGAUGACUAGGAUCAUCUGGGAGUUCAUCAAAGAGAAGCUCAUCCUGACCAAUGUUGACGUUGAGCUGAAGUAUUAUGACCUGGGUCUGCCGUACCGUGAUCAGACUGACGACCAGGUCACCAUCGACUCUGCCCUGGCCACUUUGAAGUACAAUGUGGCUGUUAAAUGCGCCACCAUCACCCCCGACGAGGCCAGAGUGGAAGAGUUCAGCCUGAAGAAGAUGUGGAAGAGCCCUAACGGUACCAUCAGGAACAUCCUGGGCGGCACCGUCUUCCGUGAGCCAAUCAUCUGCAAGAACAUUCCCAGGCUGGUUCCCGGUUGGACGCAGCCCAUCAUCAUUGGCAGACACGCCUUCGGUGAUCAGUACAGAGCAACUGACUUUGUUGUGGACCAACCCGGAAAAUUCAAGAUGAUCUUCACCCCCUCUGAUGGGAGUACAGGCAAGGAGUGGGAGGUUUAUGACUUCCCCGCUGGUGGCUGUGGAAUGGGCAUGUACAACACUGAUGAGUCUAUCACUGGCUUUGCCCACAGCUGCUUCCAGUACGCCAUCGGCAAGAAGUGGCCCCUGUACAUGAGCACAAAGAACACCAUUCUCAAAGCCUAUGACGGCAGAUUUAAAGACAUCUUCGAGGAGAUCUACGUAAAGCACUACAAGCCAGACUUCGAGAAGCUGAAGAUCUGGUAUGAGCACAGGCUCAUUGAUGAUAUGGUCGCCCAAGUGCUGAAGUCUUCUGGAGCCUUCGUGUGGGCCUGCAAGAACUACGACGGAGACGUUCAGUCCGAUAUCAUCGCACAGGGUUAUGGCUCUCUGGGAUUGAUGACCUCAGUCCUUGUGUGCCCUGACGGAAAGACAGUCGAGGCUGAGGCCGCCCACGGCACUGUGACCAGGCACUACCGCGAGCACCAGAAGGGAAAUCCCACCAGCACCAAUCCCAUUGCCAGCAUCUUUGCCUGGACCAGAGGCCUGGAGCACCGUGGCAAGCUGGAUGGCAACCCCGACCUGAUCAAGUUCGUCCAGACCCUGGAGAAGGUUUGUGUCGAUACUGUUGAGAGUGGCGUAAUGACCAAGGACCUCGCAGGCUGCAUCCACGGCCUGCCCAAUGUCAAGCUGAACGAGCACUAUGUCAAUACCACAGACUUCCUCGACGCCAUCAGGUCAAAUCUGGAUAAAGCCCUCGGAAAGUAAAAAGGACUUGGUAGAAUAUAGCUAGUUUGGAGAUGGCAAUGUCACUCAUCGGUUUUGUACCUCAUUUUGAACUUAAAGGUCAAAAGAUACACUCGCAUUUUGUUCUAAAGUACUGUCUAUAGUGUUGUUCGAGCAAUAGUGCUGUGCUUCCACCUGAUGCUGCCUAACUAUGUCCAACUGUUUGCAAGGUUUUAUUUUUGUUAUGUGAAGUACUGUAUUCAAUAUUGUGUAAUGCCUUGUGCAGGACUGAAGACCUGAUCAAACAUAUUCGCCAAUAAAAACCAGUGUUUGACCCAA